Messenger RNA from Drosophila hydei, 1509 nucleotides. It is a transcript of the gene Tom40, whose product is annotated as mitochondrial import receptor subunit TOM40 homolog 1. NCBI's taxonomy places the organism in Eukaryota, Metazoa, Arthropoda, Insecta, Diptera, Drosophilidae. The record is from RefSeq and is a predicted model, not a curated record. The transcript is spliced from 4 exons. Gene Ontology annotation, cellular component: mitochondrial outer membrane; mitochondrial outer membrane translocase complex. The coding region runs from base 191 to 1222 and encodes 343 amino acids. Gene Ontology annotation, molecular function: transmembrane protein transporter activity. Gene Ontology annotation, biological process: protein import into mitochondrial matrix.
UUAGCUAUCGAUACACACAUGCCUAUCGAAUUUGCUGUCAAAAAAAACAGUCUUUUUUUUUGUAGUGUGUCUAACACACAGAUACUCCAGAUUAGCGCGUGCCACUUUUAAUUUCGACGGCCACACACAAAACAAAAAAAUAAAAAUAAUACACACACACAGAAAAACAACUUAACUGACAACAUACAAAAUGGGUAACGUGCUUGCGGCCUCAUCCGGCGUCGAUGCAGCAACGGCGCGCAGUAACAGUGUGGCAGCCAGUUUGGGUUUGCCGGAACCAUCGGCAAUUGCAUCCACAGAGCAAUCAGCGCCAUCGAUUUCCGACGCGAACGAUGCUUUUGGCAAGGACAAUCAAUUGGAGAAUCCGGGCACCGUUGAGGAAUUGCAUAAAAAGUGCAAAGAUGUACAAGCAAUCACUUUUGAGGGCGCCAAGAUCAUGCUGAAUAAGGGCCUGAGCAAUCACUUUCAGGUAUCGCACACGAUCAACAUGAGCACCACAGUUCCAAGUGGCUAUCGCUUUGGUGCCACCUAUGUGGGCACUAAGCAAUACAGCCCCACCGAGGCAUUCCCCGUGCUACUCGGCGACAUCGAUCCAUCCGGCAAUCUGAAUGCUAAUGUCAUACAUCAGUUCUCAUCGCGUUUGCGCUGCAAAUUCGCCUCCCAGAUUCAAGAGUCUAAGAUGAUGGCCACACAGCUGAGCACAGAUUAUAGGGGCAAUGAUUUUACAGCUUCUAUAACACUUGGCAAUCCUAGCAUAUUUACCAAUUCGGGUGUCGUUGUUGGCCAAUAUUUACAAUCGGUCACGCAGCGCAUGGCCCUUGGUGCCGAGGUCGCCUAUCAAUAUGGGCCCAAUGUACCUGGACGUCAGAUAGCCAUUGUUUCGGCAUUGGGUCGCUACUCCAAUGGUGACUCAAUUUGGUCUGGCACCUUGGGACCGAGUGGUCUCCACUUGUGCUACUAUCAGAAGGCUAGCGAACAGCUUCAAAUCGGAGUCGAGGUGGAAACCAGUCUCCGUAUGCAGGAGUCUGUUGCGACCAUAGCUUAUCAAAUUGAUCUGCCCAAGGCGGAUUUGGUGUUCAGAGGCUCAAUUGAUUCAAAUUGGCAUAUUUCGGGCUUUUUAGAGAAGCGUCUGCAGCCUUUGCCAUUUUCGUUUGCGCUCAGUGGACGCAUGAAUCAUGUAAAGAAUAACUUUAAGCUCGGCUGUGGUCUGAUAAUUGGUUAAGCAGCAAAGAAACAAACAUACCCACUUAGAUACACACACACACACCUCCAGCAACAACAAUAACAACAACUACAGCAACAGCAACAGCAACACCGGCAACAAACAACUACAAUUUGGAGAACAGAAAUUUAUGGACAGAAAACGGAAAACAUAAAAGGCGGACGCGGAAAUAUCAACAAAAUCAUAAUUGUAGUCUUUCAUCAUUCAAGUACACACACACACACCCACCUACCCACACACACACAUGCACAUACAACUGCAGCAAGCAUAUAUUAGUACAUGUAUAU